CUCGUCGCCAACUUGCGGCUGCGACCACACACUGCUUCUUCAAUUCUUCUGACAUGAUACUAUAUAAUUCCAACAUGACCUUUCACUUCAUAAUCACUUUAUGACCCAAGUCUAUAUCACUGGCCUUCUUUCUCUCGUUAGUGCACGACCCUUUUCCGAUGUCUACCUAGGUUAGGAUCGACAUCGCGAAGCCGUCUCUGGCUUCGUGCACCGCCUGCCAAUAUGAAGGAGAUCAAACCCAUCAAACCCAUCAAACCCAUGAGCAAGCAGACAGGCAACAUUGUGACGGCUCGCAUCAUUCCUGUCUUUCUUGUCGCCAUUCUUGGCUAUGCUUCUUACGCCGUCACCCUAGUCAUUGGUAUCGAUUACCUGCUCAACCCGGCACCUUCCCUCCCUACCUCCAUUCGGCCCCGGACUGGCACCGCCAUUGCCAUCCUCACCAUCUAUUACCUGCUCCUAUUGAUGUUGUUGAUAUGUCUGGGCCGACUCCUUUAUACUGUCACUGAAAAUCCCGGGCUCGUGCCGCGAGGCGGACAAUACUACGUUGAAAAAGAGCGUGCCCUGUCCAAGUCGUCCGAAAAUGACAAUCAUGAAUAUAACAAAGAAGCGCGGCUAUCUGACUCCUCCCAUGACCACCCAGGCUAUACAUCACGUCACCUGCGACGGCUCAGAAGGGACUCCAAGUCCGACAGCAGGAUCCAAGCAGAGCGCUUUUGGCACAAGGACGCCUUCAUUUGCGGCUAUGAUGGUAGGCCACCUUUCUGCUCUACUUGCUACAAUUACAAGCCAGACCGUGCCCAUCACUGCAGUGAACUCGGUCGCUGUGUGAUAAAAAUGGACCACUUCUGCCCAUGGGUUGGUGGCAUUAUUUCCGAAACUUCCUUCAAAUAUUUCAUCCAAUUCACCUUUUGGGCCGCCGUGUUUUGCCUAUACAGUAUGAUCUUCACGUCAUAUUUCUAUGCCACGAGAAGGCGAGAACAACCUGGAUUCAUCAAUGUGCACUGGAUCUUGAUCAUAGUUCUUGCGACCCUCUUUUUCUUGUUUACGGCUGGUAUGUGUGGCAGCAGCCUACAGUUUGCUUUCAUCAACUCGACGACCAUUGAGAAUUUCAAUCGCAAGUCAAAGAUCUGGUAUGUGGCCGUCUGGGUGCCUAAUAGCGUCUUGACCCGAUAUCAUGAGCAGCGGAGAGACGACUUGAGAUUGAUCAGUUACCCACGCCCACCUGCAGAGCAGUUUCAGUCACUCAGAGUGACUCGGGGUGCUGAGGGAGAUGAAAGCCUGACGAGCGUUGCGUCCAACGAACCAAAUCAAGCGAGGAGUCUGAGCCGGGACGAGACUGUGGAUGCGAACAAAGAUGCUCUGGACAACGUCGGUGCUCAAACACAACAACCGCAGCCACCAAGGCCAAUAUAUGACCCUCAGUCGGCAUCGCUUUUUCCUCCUCAUCCGGCAGUUGCCCGUACCACACCACCUGUAUCUCGCGGUGGCGAUGAUAACACAGGGGCAUCUGCAGAACGGUUUAAAGCUCAAUAUCAACCAGCGGUCCGUACCUUUGCCAUCCUGGAAACCGAAGCAGGCGCCAAUCCCUUUGACCUAGGCUCAUUCGCCAACUUCAAACAAGUCAUGGGCAAUUCUCUAUUCGACUGGUUACUACCCCUCCGUGCACCGCCGCUGACUGAUCACUCCGACCCAACUGGCUUCUAUCAAUUUGGGCCAGUGCUCAAGUCGUUGAGGCAAGAAGUCGGGAUCGAAUGGCAGGAGGAUGAGACCGAAGAAGGUCAGGUGAAGGGAACUCAUCGAUCUCGUCGUCAUCGGAAACAUGACCGGCGACGAAAGAAGACACGAGACGCUGAACAUCCACAUCGCAAUAGGAGUCGACGUGGUCGGCAUGCUGACGGUGCCUAUGGCACUGACAACACGCUGGAAGGGAGAGGCAAGCCUGAUCAUCGAUCAUGACGGGGAACAGUAGGGAAAGACACUGUCCGUUUUCAGUUUGUCCUAGCAUAUUAGCGUAGCAUUUUGAAUUUGAUUGGAAUAAAGUCAAGCAUGCGUGGGCAAUGUCAUUCA
Messenger RNA from Exophiala mesophila, 2067 nucleotides. RefSeq lists its product as uncharacterized. Gene Ontology annotation, molecular function: protein-cysteine S-palmitoyltransferase activity. The record is from RefSeq and is a predicted model, not a curated record. Gene Ontology annotation, biological process: peptidyl-L-cysteine S-palmitoylation; protein targeting to membrane. NCBI's taxonomy places the organism in Eukaryota, Fungi, Ascomycota, Eurotiomycetes, Chaetothyriales, Herpotrichiellaceae. Gene Ontology annotation, cellular component: endoplasmic reticulum; Golgi apparatus. The transcript has a single exon. The coding region runs from base 223 to 1956 and encodes 577 amino acids.